AUGCGAGACAAGCGACGCCGGUCCUCCCUAGCGCAGCGCUCCGACAGGAGACGUUCCCGAUCCGAGGAACGGUACGCGCCGCGCUCGUCCUCGGUGAGCUUCGAAGACACGCCAUCGGAACGUCUGCGACACUCGUCCGGGGAGUCGACGCACGAUGGCAGUAGCUCGUCCGCCGAGUACGAGAUCGUGGAGGUGUACAACGACGAUUCCGCGGGUGACGACAAGUGGGGCAAUGACAAGGAGAAGACGGGCUCUGAAAGCGAUACCUAUCAGCAGAGCCAAGCUUACAUGAUCAUAGCCGCUGUCAUGGUGGCCAGCGCCUUCCUCGGCGUGCUCAUGAAGUUCGCUUUCACACCGACCCACUCGGGACACUCCCACGGCCUCCGUAGGGUCCCCGGACGAGUGCUCGUCGAAGAGACCGACGCGACGACGCCUUUCGACAGCACCCUGACCACGACGAGGAUCAACAUCAGCGCCAUCAAAGACCUUGCGACUGAACCGAAAAGCCCUAUCGCUGCCGAGGUCACAGCGCCUGUACCUCGGAAGUCUGCUUUCACGUACGAGUGCCGCACGGACGCCUGCCUAUGGCAGAGCCGGCUCAUCUACGACAAGAUCAACCAGUCGAUUGGUCCGUGCGAGGACUUCUACGCGUACGUGUGUUCGAACCGGUGGUACAACAGUGAGCUCGAAGUUCAAAGCAGGCCUUACGUGGUCAGCGGGCCAGGGCUGCUCAUACUGGACAUUGCCAAGUUUCUGCUUCAGCCAAAAACGAGGGAUCAGUCCUCAACAUUCAUCACACAUUCUUCAAUGUUCCUUAAAAGCUGCAUUCAGGUGCGAAACUCGAGUAGUGACGAGAACGAUUGGAAAGAUAUAAAGAAAGUACUCGAGUCGUACUCGCUCACUAAAUGGCCCUUCAUGACCGAUCCGCCUACCGGCAAGUUUCAGGACGUGCUCAAGCUAGUUGACAAGAGGCUUAACCUGCUCGCCGUCGUUCACAUAACCCUGCGUAAGCGUUUCGAAAACGAAGGCUACAUGCUGCACCUAGACUCACCAAAGCUCACCAUGGUUCGCCACCAGAUGACCUUUCUUGACGAAGGAUUCCAAGAGUACAAAAACUGCAUCAAGCGCGCCUUCACGCUUCUUGGCAGCAAAGUCGAAACGGACCACAUCGCCGACGAUGUGCUCGAGUUCGAACGGAAACUCGACGAGGCGUCACUUCCUCCCAAGAGAUUCGUGUCCAUCCUCAAUUCGACAGUGUCUAUCGUGAACCUCAAGCGUGCCGGCAAGCUCGAGUGGGACGCUUACCUCACAUACCUGCAACCUGGGUCCGAAAAGGUAAUCGUCAUCAACUCGGCCUUUAUCAACAAGCUUUCCGGCAUCCUGACAUCUACAGCACUGUCGACGCUGCUGAACUACAUCGGCUUCCGAAUACUAGUACUGCUGUCGCCUCUGUUGCCCAAGCAAGCCGAGUUCCUGGUGCCACUCAGUUACGAUGACCACAUCCACAAGUACAACGCUCGUCUGCAGGCAUGCAUGCAUCUCACGGAGCGCCUGUAUCCUUACGGAAUCCGCAAGAUAGCCAGGGCCGCGAUGGGAAAGACGACCAUGGAACAGAUCGCGUACGAUCACAACCUCGACAAGAUGGUCAGCAGCGUCAAGGGAGUGGUGUCCCAGACUGUGGCUCGUGCCCCGUGGCUGACACAGACAGAAGCUGACAUGGCGACACAGAAGAUUGAAAGUCUCGAAGUGGACUUCAUAGGUGCCAAGGAACACAUGGACGCUAUCAACGCGUACUACCAGAGCAGAGUCGAGGUCGCCUUCACCGUGGAAUCGACGCUGCGCGACUACACGGCGCUGUUGAACGAGACCACGUCGCGUUACUGGCUCUCGAAGGACAACGCGGACUACGACGCGCGCUACCACGUGUCCUGUCUGAUGCCUGGGCACGAGUACAACGCGGGCAAGAACGUCCUGCACGUGCCGUUCGGCGUGGUCGCCCUCCAACAGCGCGUGGCCCAGUCGGCGAUACCGGCGAUCCUGAUACCGUACAUCGUGCCCCACCUUGUGGAAGGCAUGUACGAGGCGAUCGAUGUGCGCGGCUCGACCAUAAACGUGCGCGGCAUGCCCGAAACCUGGUGGAGCGGCGAGACGUUGGUGCGCUACCGGCAACUGCAGAAGUGCUUCACGCAGAACUACCUGGAGAGCAUUCAGCGCUUCGGCACAUUCCAGGAGUCCCCGAUGGCGCCGUUCCUGCGCAGCUUCAUGGCCGAAAUCGCGGCGCUCCAACCCUCGUUCGAGGCCUACAUCCGCGCCCUCGUGGCGCCGCACUCGAUGCAGCGAAACUUCCGGAUCCCCGGACUGCCCGACCUGACGCCCGAGAUGCUCUUCUUCGUCAACCUCGCCGCCUCCCACUGCGACCCAGUCAGCAGUCAGGGGCUGACGGCUCUGGACAAGCGCAGACUCCGGUAUCGCGUCGCGUUGCCGUCCUCGCUGAGGGUGAACAUCCCGCUGCGUCACUUCGACACGUUCGCCGAGACGUUCUCCUGCACCAGGGGCACUUACAUGAAUCCCGGCGCCAAGUGCAGGCUGUGGUAG
Molecule: messenger RNA, 2595 nt
Organism: Rhipicephalus microplus (southern cattle tick)
Lineage: Eukaryota; Metazoa; Arthropoda; Arachnida; Ixodida; Ixodidae
Product: neprilysin-1
Biological process (GO): protein processing
Cellular component (GO): plasma membrane
Molecular function (GO): metalloendopeptidase activity
Source: RefSeq, a predicted model, not a curated record